AUGAUACCUUGCCCGCUGAGGUAAACAAAGAUCUUAUGAAACUUGUUCGAGAUUCAAUACGACAAGGUUUUCAAUGGGGUACUCGAGAAGGACCUUUGUGUGAUGAACGUAGGAUAUUAGAUGCCGUUAUAGCACCUGAACCUUUAUUCCGUGGAGGCGGUCAAGUAAUUCCCACAGCAAGACGUGUUUGUUAUUCUGCAUUUCUUACGGCAACGCCAAGGUUGAUGGAACCUGUAUAUUAUGUUGAAAUUCAAGCGCCUGCUGAUUGUGUUUCGGCUGUGUACACAGUCUUAGCCAGAAGGAGAGGACAUGUUACACAGGAUAUUCCAAAGGCAGGCUCUCCACUAUAUACUGUCAAAGCUUAUAUUCCUGUAAUUGAGGCAAAUGGAUUUGAAACAGACUUAAGAACUCAUACACAAGGACAGGCAUUUUGUCAACAAAUGUUUGAUCAUUGGCAGAUUGUUCCUGGUGAUCCGUUGGAUAAAAGUAUCGUUCUUCGACCUUUGGAACCUAGUCCAGCGCAACAUUUAGCUAGAGACUUUAUGGUGAAAACUCGAAGACGUAAGGGAUUGUCCGAAGAUGUUUCCGUAAACAAGUUUUUCGAUGAUCCAUUAUUACUGGCUAUGGCGCA
Messenger RNA from Racocetra persica, 631 nucleotides. Lineage: Eukaryota; Fungi; Glomeromycota; Glomeromycetes; Diversisporales; Gigasporaceae. The record is from the annotation of a GenBank genome assembly.